Molecule: messenger RNA, 1327 nt
Organism: Monascus purpureus
Lineage: Eukaryota; Fungi; Ascomycota; Eurotiomycetes; Eurotiales; Aspergillaceae
Source: the annotation of a GenBank genome assembly
CGGUUCCCCCCUCUCUCACUUCCAUCUUUUUUUUCCAUCUCAUUCUUUGUCACUGUCCUUCUGUAGCUCCAUAUAGAGCUAUUCUCUUCUUAAUUCUGAUUUCCCUUGCUCUGAGGACAAGUGAGGUUUCUCACAAUUGCCCCAUUGACGUGGUCAUCCAUCUCCCCACUGGAGCUUUGAAGUUGUGCACUUGAGCACCACUUUCUGUUUCUUUAUUUGAAGGCUUCCCAUUAUGGAUUCCAUGAGGUCUUUGAAUACCUCUCUGCCGAGGUCGUCCCCCCGCCCGCAACCUACUGAGCAGCUCCUUCAGUCAUUCAAGACGGCUGCUCUCUCCGUUACCAAUCUCUACAAGAAUGCCGUUUACGAGCAGAACCAUGCGAGGAACCUGGGAUAUCAAGAAGCCAUCGAGGAUCUUCUAAAUUUCUUGGAUAGGGAGAACCUAGGGCUAGGUGAUGGUGAGGGCUGGAAGGUCAGACAAUGGGCGACAGAGAAAAGUGAUGGCACAGGGGCCUUUACGAGUGAUGAUGACGAGCGACCGGAUUCUGAAAAGCGAACUAGAAGUACUUCCCCAAUGGUCUCGCGGAAAGAACAGCCAAAAGAACAGCCAGAACCGGAGUCUGGGCGACAGCCAUCAACGUCGAUUUCCCCCCGCAGAGAUGAACAUCUUACGCAACCGCAACCGCAACCGCAAUCGCAACCCGCACCGCAACAGCAGUCUGCGCCAGUUCCGUCGCAAACCAAUGAACCUGAUACCCUUGCCAGACCGACAAUCUUUACCUUCUCCGCGGGACCACAAUAUCCAGCACCCCAGCAACAAGACGUUGAUAUGCAAACCACAGACGAUCCUUCUUCCCAGGAGGAUGCUGCUGUUAAUAUAUCCGUUCUACCUCGAAACUUGCGACAAACCCAUCGCCAUAACAACCACUCACGGACGAAUCAAAGAACAUCCACGAGAGACACAUCUGUCGGACUAGGCUCAAAGCGAAAAUUUAACCUUCCUGACUUCUUCGAUUUAUCUGGGCUCGGGAACGGGAGGGACAUGUUUGGGGGUGGCAAACGAGGACGCUUUGCAUAGGAAGCAUGUAUGCUUGGAUGAUGGGACGAUAUGGUUAUUCGAACUUUUUGGUUUUUGGUAACGCAGCAGUUGUCUGCUUUUUAUAGCAUUCGGUGGAGUCGUGCAUGUGCAUGUGGUUGUUCUUUUUGUGAAUCCUACUCUUACUUGGCUCUCUUCCCGAACUUCCAUUUGUUGUCAGUUUUACAUAUAUUAGAGAUGUAUAGAGGAUAUCCAUUGCAAUGAGGUGAUACCCAGAGUGGCGAUCUUUGUUCC